Messenger RNA from Exophiala xenobiotica, 4916 nucleotides. RefSeq lists its product as uncharacterized. Gene Ontology annotation, biological process: autophagy of peroxisome; autophagosome assembly; autophagy of mitochondrion. The record is from RefSeq and is a predicted model, not a curated record. Bases 64 to 4566 code for a protein of 1500 amino acids. The transcript has 2 exons. Gene Ontology annotation, cellular component: Atg1/ULK1 kinase complex; phagophore assembly site membrane; extrinsic component of membrane. Gene Ontology annotation, molecular function: molecular adaptor activity; protein kinase binding. NCBI's taxonomy places the organism in Eukaryota, Fungi, Ascomycota, Eurotiomycetes, Chaetothyriales, Herpotrichiellaceae.
AUUCGAUCUCUAAGUUAUUGUUUCUUCUUGUAUUGCCAGCGACAGUGGGGUUGGAAGGGGCCGAUGGCUUUGCAAGUUUGCAUUUCUCAUACCGGCCGAGUUUUGUCUUUCCACGAUAUCAACGCCCGUGUUGAGAGCCUGCGGUCAUGGAUCGAAUCAAAUGCCACUAUUUCAGCCGCUCACCAGAUCUUGAUGACCCCUCGAGGCAAGAUAGUCAAGAAUCUGUCAAAUGAGACCCAAGUCUAUGUAUACGAUAAACAAUUCCUAUCCUCCGAAGCGAGACCACCUUCGAGAGCCGGCAUUGAACUCCCACCUCUCUCCGAGCCUCCUUCCUCCCUUGCAGACGAGAAUAGCCUGAAAGCAUGGCAGGAUCUAUUCAUGGCGAGACGAGGCUGGGCGCUCGAGGCCUUUGAGAUAGCCAGGACCGGUGUAGAAGACAUCGAAACAUGUACAGACGAGGCAACGGUAAUUGCUCGGUCCAUGAAUGUGGCAUUGGACAAUCUCCGGAAUCAUGUCAACACCCUGGAGCAGAGAUUCGAUGAGACACGUCAAUGGGCAGAGAGCUAUAUCCAAGAACUUCGAGAUGCGGCCAGAGAUUGGGAGGGAAGUGCAGACACCCUUGCAGAGCUACCAGUACGCGAAGAUGUCGCCAAAAUCCUACGGCGGUCGAAUAAUCCCGGGCAUACUCAUUCGGGGACUCCUAGCGGCACGUUAUCCGAGCUAAUUGAUCGUGCUCGGCUACACGCAGCAGCUGAGAGCGUGGAGCAGAGUACUAUCGGGUUCGAGGAAAGUCUGCAAGAGCUACGGUCAGACAUGGAGAGUCUAAAAAACGAUACCAAUAACGCAGACACCGGUUCGUCGGAAGUGCCACAUUUCGACACCAAUGCUCUCUUGGACGAAGCAGAGACUUUGGCUAGGGGUAUAAGCGCCGAUUACGAACAAGUCAUCCAGAUGCAAGACAACCCCAAAUCCGUCGUCUCGGCAUCCAGAAAGGCCGCUGUACAUACUCGAGAUCUACUGCCAGGGCUGCAGAACCUCGUGGACGAAAUUGUGCAAAAUCUAAAGUCAGCGUCAGAGGCAAGAAGUGCUGUGUCUCAUGAUUGGUACUCGACGUUGCAGAGGAUAUCAAGCUUGCAAUCUCGCCUACAAAAAUUACAGGUCGCUGUCACAAGUCUGGACUUCAAAGAUAACGACAACUAUCGACAACUCGAACACCUGUUCCAAUUGCCGCUACUCUAUGGUACUACCUUAGUUGAGGCGACUCGAAGAUCUGAAUGGACUGAGCGGAUGAGGACAGAAGUUGACGGGCUUCAUGAUGACUUGUCGCAACAAACAGAGGAAGAACAAAGGCGGCGGAAGAAAUGGGCUGCCGCACAUGGCGACUUUCUGAACGAAGACAUGAAUGCCAAAGACGCCUUGAUUGAUCUGAAAGCAUCUGCGCCUCGCAACUCGUGGCCUUUUGUGAACCGCGAUGAGGUCUUUGCCUGGAUAGAUGACCUGCGGGCUUUGGGCAUCGAUGAUGCUGUCCAAGGUAUCACACAACGUUUGAAAGAUCUUGAUGCUCCGGUGCGCAAGCAAAAACCGAAGCCGUUCAAGAAUGGAAGCGUGCAGGACCUCUCCCAGAGUGCUGCUCUUCGCAACGGAGACGAGGUGAAGAAUUUGCAAGAUGAGAAGACGAGACUAGAGGAGAAGCUACGGGCCUCGGACAGCCGUGUACGCAAGUUGGAAGAUUUGCUUCAUCGCCAGAGUCAGCUCAGCCGACCAACAAGUGGAAUGUUUGCACCCGGAAGUGCUGCGGACUUCGAAAGACUCGCGCCGUCGCCCACCCAGUUCAAUAGGCAAAGCGAUUUGUCAAGGAGAUCGUCUGUAUCGACACGCCGGCUCUCAAACAAUCAAGACGAAAAGUCUAUUGCACAGAAAAUUGUGGCCUUGGAAGCUCAGAUACAAAAGUUGCAGGACGAGGCCCACGAAGAAAGACGAUCCAGCACAGAGAGUCGAGACAAGAUGCAAGAGGCUGAACUAGUCAAACAAGACUUGAUGGCAAAUUUCGAAGCACAGAAGCAGGAAUUCGAAGAAGAACGACAGCUGCUCGAUGAUGAAGUCCACAGACUCAAGGUGAAGUUAGAAGAAGCCGAGGACGAACUCGAUCGUUUGAACGAGUCUAGAGAUCAUCUGAGAGUGGAACAAGAUCAGCUAGUGGUGAACUUGCGUAAUGAGGUAGAGCAGUUGAAGAAGGACGCGGCAGAUGACUUGACUCAAGCACUGCGCAGAAUUGAAUCAGCUCAGAAAGAUGCCUCUACCCAACGCGAGCGGGCAGCGACGCUGGAGCGUCAACUGCAUCAAGCAAAGGACGAGCGAGCAGCUGCACAAGGACACAACAUGACCUUGGCCAACCAGUUGAGAGCUAUGGAAGACCAACAGCAAGAUCACAUUACCAUCUUGCAGGGAGCGCACUCCAACCUCUCACCUGCUGGCUCUGCACCAGAAGAUCUUCGUCGGCUUGUGAACGCCCUUGAGAUAUUGUCCGAAGGUGCGGCCAUCCACGCUCGCGGCCUUGAUGACUCCUUGCAACUUGCAACUGCAGAAAACAAAGCACUGGAAGAUAAACUAUCGCAUGCCGAAGCUCAAAUAAAAACAGUGACCGAACAACUUUCUGCUGCUGAAGCACGAGCAGGCGAGCUACGAGAAGAUCUGAAGCAUGAGAGAAGCAAAAUUUCCGCCCUUCGUUCUGAACUAGCAGGCGAACGGGCCGAAAUGGACAAUUUGCGAGAGAAGUUUGCUGCUGGUGAGACCGGGUCUGAUGCACUGAAGCAACAGCUCAAGUCUGAGGAGGAAAAGGUUGCUGAGUUGAUGGACCGCAAGACAGAUGAUGAAAGUGCCAUUCAACGUUUGAAGCAUGAGAUUGAGAGUCUAAAGCACGAUUCGCAAACAGCUGCCGAGCGACAAGAAAAAUUGAAGAAGCAUUUCGACAAGCGAGGCGAGGUGGCCAAGCAGUUGUCGGAACGACUCUUUCACUAUCACGACCGCAUUGUCCGCAUGCUCGAACAGUUUGGCUACUCAGUAUCGCGACAGGAUGACGUGUUGCAUAUUCAGCGAGCGUCGAAAGUGAAUGCCAGCGUCGUGCUCAGCGGCGGCGAAGGCUCAAGCCCUUUCGCCAUGAGACGGACCAGUUCAGGAACCACCCCUGCACAGCACUAUUCCGACCCGGCUGAUCUGGAAACACUCUACUGGAUGUCCGACAGCGACCUCGGCUCUGAGUCUACAAAGUAUAGUGGCUUUCUGGCAGCCCUGCAACGCCUCGAUAUCGAUAGCACGAUUGACCUCAUUACGAAAAGAUACAAGGACGUCGAAACCCUGGCCAAGAAGUAUCAAAAAGACUCUCGCGCCUAUCGUGAGCGCACGCACCGGAUCCAAGCAGAAGCGCAUGACAAGAUUGCAUACCGGAGCUUCAAAGAAGGCGAUCUAGCUUUGUUCCUGCCUACCCGCAACCAAGCAACCCGGCCCUGGGCGGCCUUCAACGUCGGGGCGCCGCACUACUUUCUCCGAGAGCAAGAUGCGCAUAAGCUUCAGGCAAGAGAUUGGCUGUUAGCUCGGAUUACCAAGAUUGAAGAACGCAUGGUUGAUCUGUCCCGCAGUCUUUCGAGCGGCUUGCGUGGCAAUGGCUUGUUAGGCGCAGCCGCAGAUGACGGUGGUUCUACUAGGUCGAUUGAUGACGAAAACCCAUUUGAGCUUUCCGAUGGGCUAAGAUGGUACAUGAUUGACGCCGCUGAGGAAAAGCUUGGUGCUCCAGGUACACCUACUGUGGGCAAGUCGACUGUCACUUCCACCAAUGUCGAGGUGAGAGGCCACAUGGGCCGGAAAGACCAUAAGUCUGGGCUCAACAUAGGAGGAACUACAGGACAUGCCACAGCCACUAUGGUGACUAAGACGUUGACCAAGAGUCUUGACAGUCGACGAUCAAGCUCGGGCAGCAAGAAAAGUGUCGACAUCAAGGGCAAGCACGAUGGUUCAAGCGGCAGAGGAAGCAGUACUAAGGAUAUCCCUGCGAAAGCUGCACCGCUUGCGCCCAUUACAAGUGACACAGAUGCCGAACAAGCUCAAAAACCGCGAAAGGACGAUACGAAUGCGGAUGCCGACGACGAGAAUGAGAACGAGAAUGAGGUUGAAAACGAGCGGCCAGCUCAAGGUGCAGGAUCAGGAGACCCAACUGGCACGGCGAGUUUCGUUCGGCAGCCUACUGCGGCAAGCCAAACCGAUAGGGAAGAUGCACAGGUCUUUGAAGUGACUGGCGCUGGGCAAUCUGCACCAGCGAUCAAAACCAUCCCUUCAGACUAUGCAGAGACCGGCCUGGAAUGUGUCCAGCAUUCCCGGCCUGUCAACCCGUCUGUUCAACCUGCGACCAGACGGACAGCAUCCGGAAAUUCGCCUUCGAUCUCGAGAAAUGCAUCGCAAUCUCCCCUGAGGCACAAAGCUCAGACACCAGUUGCAAGUCCAGCGAAGAGCAAGCCAUCGCCGGGCAAGGGAAGGCCUUGGGAUAAACUGUUCAACGUGGAAUAUCGCUCCUGACCGUCGCAGCUGAUUGACAUAGAGGUCAAGACCAGAGACCAAUGCAAACGGGAGCAAUUAUACGCAUAGCCUUCAGUUGAUGAAGGCUUAAGGGCACACGUGGGGCACAAUCGGCCAUCACAUAGUUCUGCCGUAACUCACGUGACAGUUUGCUGCUGUACCUAUUGACACCGUCUGAAAUCAUAAUUUUGUACGGAGUAGUUUGCAGAUGGUGGCAAAGGUACUAGGCGAGAUACCACUGGAAAAUGACCAAGUCCAAAGGCGAGUGUGGUUACGUAGCACGGACAUGGCGAGCUAGUUACCUGCCGUGCCAGCAUUGGCUGCAAGUCCUGACCUCAAUGCAAGCCUGC